Oreochromis aureus is the source of this 3884-nucleotide messenger RNA. RefSeq names its product alpha-1A adrenergic receptor-like. NCBI's taxonomy places the organism in Eukaryota, Metazoa, Chordata, Actinopteri, Cichliformes, Cichlidae. The transcript has 5 exons. The record is from RefSeq and is a predicted model, not a curated record. Gene Ontology annotation, biological process: phospholipase C-activating G protein-coupled receptor signaling pathway; positive regulation of cytosolic calcium ion concentration; adenylate cyclase-activating adrenergic receptor signaling pathway. Gene Ontology annotation, cellular component: membrane. Bases 1 to 1419 code for a protein of 472 amino acids. Gene Ontology annotation, molecular function: alpha1-adrenergic receptor activity.
AUGAGUCUGUGGACCAACGGCUCCUCCGUGGAUCUGAUCCCCGGGACAAAGACCCCUCCGCCGGACUCCAACUCCUCCAACCGCUCCGUCGGGCCCCCCGGAGCCGCCCCGCUGGACCUGAGCCGGGCUGUGCCGGUGGGCAUGGUGCUGGCAUCCUUCAUCAUGUUCGCCAUCGUCGGGAACAUCCUCGUCAUCCUGUCCGUGGUCUGCAACCGACACCUGCGGAUCCCCACCAACUACUUCAUCAUCAACCUGGCCAUCGCCGACCUGCUGCUGGGCACCACCGUGCUGCCUGUGUCCGCCACCCUGGAGGUUUUGGACUAUUGGGUGUUUGGUCGGAUCUUCUGCGAUAUCUGGGCGGCGGUGGACGUCCUGUGCUGCACAGCGUCCAUCAUGUCCCUCUGCGUCAUUUCCAUUGACCGCUACAUCGGCGUUCGCUACCCACUGCAGUACCCGACUAUCGUCACAGAGCGGCGGGCGCUACUCGCCAUGCUGGGCGUCUGGAUCCUUGCCAUCAUCAUCUCCAUUGGCCCGCUCCUCGGCUGGAAGCAGCCACCGUCACAGGACGACACCGUGUGUCUCAUCACCGAGGAGCCGUUCUACGCCCUCUUCUCAUCCCUCGGCUCCUUCUACAUCCCGCUCGCCGUCAUCCUCGCCAUGUACUGCCGCGUCUACAUCGUUGCCAAGCGCACCACCAAGAACCUGGAGGCCGGCAUGAUGAAGGAGCGUGCGGAGGACUCCAGCGAGCUCACGCUGAGGAUCCACUGCAGGAACCAGCAGAUCCAGGAGCUGUGCCCCGCCUCCAAGGCCAGUGGGGGCGGGGCCUCGACCGGACGCAGCUCACUCACCGUCAAACUGCUUAAGUUCUCCCGAGAGAAGAAAGCAGCCAAGACGCUGGGUGUGGUGGUGGGCAUGUUCAUCCUGUGCUGGCUGCCCUUCUUCCUCGCUCUGCCUAUCGGCUCGUUCAACAGCAGCCUGCGUCCUCCUGAAACCUUCUUCAAAGUCAUCUUCUGGUUGGGAUACUUCAACAGCUGCUUGAACCCAAUCAUCUACCCGUGCUACAGCCGCGAGUUUAAACAGGCCUUCAUCCGAAUCCUACGCUGCCGCUGGAAGAGGAAGCGUCAGGGUUGGCAGGUGUACUACAACUACCGCGGCCAUCAGGGCUCCAACAACUCGUCCUUCAUGAACGGCAGCCAGCAGACGUUGUCCUCCGUCAGCCCAAGUCCGCUCUGCGUCACCUCCAGGCUCCACCCACUGCCAUGGCCGUCUUCCUCCUCCUCAGACAGAGACCUCCUCCCUGGAUCGGUGGCGGAGCGAGGACAGCUGAGCCCGCGGCCUACACUCGCUAAAAAAGCCGGGACGGGGCGGAGCGUGGGAACGGGACGAGGGACAUCAAUGAGCGGGGAUGCUGCUGUCUGAGCCGCACAGGAAUCUGGAACGCUAGCUGCAGCCUCAGAUGGCCACGCCCCUCCCUGCUGUUAACAGGAAGUGGCUUUAAAAACACUGAAUGCACAAAACGCUCUUUCCGUCCAGGUGUGACGACCGGACCUGAAAAUGGGGUGGAGCUCCUCACCUGCUACAAACACGAUGUUGCGACAUGCGUGGGGUUUCCGCCAGUUCACGGCUGUCCACGACACUAAGACUUCAGCACGAAACCUUUAAUGUGAAAAUCCAAGUAUCCUGCUUCUUUUUCAUAUCAAAACAUUACGAAAAGAAAUCCAAAUUUCUCCUAAAACAAAAACAAAAACUUUGUUUUAAUGGAAAAAAUGAAAAAAGAAACAGCACAGAUGUUAAAAAAGUAAACAUUUUAUUUAUUCACUUAUCGACGAGGUAUUUAUUUUAUUCAAAUAAAUCAAAGUUAAAAACAUUUAAUGCUUAUCUGUAACCCUACUACUUCUUCUUCCUGCUCACAGACCAGCUUAAACGUUCGUUACGCCCCCUGCUGGACUGGACUGAGAAUCAAAAGUUUUUCAGGAAAAUUACAAAAUAAAAUACAAACAUGAAUAUUUUGGUUUCUUAAGGAAAUUCUAAAAUUUCUUAAGAAAAUCCUCUUAAAGCUCUUAACGUAAUUUUGUUCCACAAUUUAUCUUUUGUUUGUUUUUAUUUCUUUGUCAAGGCGUCGUUUAAAAACUUUUAUUCUGAAGGUCUCUUAACUCAAAGUCUCCGUGUUGGUCAUAAAGGGCUUUUAUUGUGAAGGUCUGACAUCACUGAUUAGUUAAAGACUUUUAUUGUUUAAAGCUGCGCCUGGUGGUCGUCUGAGGAACUGCAGCGAAAAAUACUGAAAUAUUUAUUUUAGAACAAAAAAUGUAAAAAGAAAAAAAUCCAAACUUCUUAAUUAAAAACAACUUGAUUUUUAAUCAAAACGUUGUAUCUACAAUCUUAACACGUUUAUUUAUGAUUAUUUGUACUUUAUUUAUAUUUCCAUACUUCUGUUGUUGUAAUAAGUGACCUCACUGUAAAUUAAACUCAUUCAUCUAAUAAAAUAAACACUUUUAUGGCUUAAUUAUUAUUGAUUAUCAUGUGUUUAUUUAACUGCUGAUUGAUUAUUUUUGAUGUUUGAUGUUUAUUUGAAAUGGUUUUACAUCAAAACAUUUUAUAUGUAAUUUUGUAUACUUUAAAUAAAGUGUUAAAAAAACAAAACAAAACGUGGUUCGGGCCAUUUCAUAAAAUGCAUACGCAAUCUGUGUCUGUACACCUCGGCCAAUAACGUGCGGGGAACAGCACAGUGAUAUUUGCAUGAGGUGUCGAAAAGCCUGCCUGAAGGAAAGCCGAUGCUGAUUGGUUAGACCACAACGAACGAACGUGACUUUUCCAGGAAGCUCCGGAAAAAGAACAGCAUCGAUGAAAGGAUAAAAAAUGAGCCUGAAAUGGAGAAAAGAGGCGUUUAUACUCCUGAUGAAACCACAGCGAACUGAAACGGCCAAACACGUUACUGCGCAUGCUCUGUCGGACUUGGAAAGGUCCAGCCAAUCGCACGUGAGAGUCAGCGGAGUGAUAUUAGCAUGCAGCAGGAUGACGACAGUAACGCUUCAAAGUAAAAGAAGAGAAAAGAGCUCAGAUAUGAAGGUUAUUUUACUGUUUUAUUAAAAUAAAAAUUCACUGAUAAACUGACAAAUUUGACACUUCUGUUAUUUUAAAGGAGGAAAUGCUGCUAGGAUAAAAUCAACAUUGAUGAUCGUUGUGGAAUAUUUAGGCUCACAAACAACUUUAUAAUUCCAAAUUAACUAUAUUUGUGCAUUUUUGUGAUUUGUGCUUUAACAUGAUCUUCUUACUGUUCAUGACUGAUGGGAGAAAAAACAAACCACCCCGGGUUUCUCCUCAGCGCUGUGGCCAGGCUCACAGACUCAGAGUACUGCUGUAACGACUCUUCACUACCCUCCAACAGCACAGUGAGCUGUUUGCUGUGUCCUGUGGGCUUUGUCCGUUUACACCCUGCUGUUUGCCUUUUGUGGGGUUUUUGUUAUUAUAUAUUUUUGUGUUUUUAUGUGCGAUUGAUUUUCUCUGUUUGGAUGAACAUGGUAAAGUACCUUAGGCUGUAAAUACUGAUGUGUUUGACGUGGUUCGCAUUAAAAUUGUCAUCCAUAUAAAAAUAAAAUACUUUAUUUUUAAAUAAAAUACUUUAUUUUUAUUUUGAAAAUCAACCAACGCAAAAACCAAAGAAACCGCAGUGCUGCUCGUUCCUGAUUGGACGAUUAGACUUACUCUCAGCCUGACCAAUGAACGAGCAGCAGGUGAUUAUAUAAAGGCGUAGGCUGUGUCCGAAUUCAGAGGAAGGAUGCUUCAAUGCCAUAUUUGGAGGCAAUGACAUCACGGCGACGCGACAAAGGCUGUCCGAAUUCAAAGAGUACUCAAAAUGUGGCGACAAAUGCGUCCUACUUUGCCCU